This is a messenger RNA of Perca fluviatilis (European perch), 4039 nucleotides long. RefSeq names its product interleukin 17 receptor A1a (gene il17ra1a). Lineage: Eukaryota; Metazoa; Chordata; Actinopteri; Perciformes; Percidae. Bases 147 to 2576 code for a protein of 809 amino acids. Gene Ontology annotation, molecular function: interleukin-17 receptor activity. The transcript is spliced from 11 exons. The record is from RefSeq and is a predicted model, not a curated record.
GUGAUUUCCAUAGAAAGAAAGCAGGAAGUUUUUCAUAAAACACCAGCUCGCUCGGUGUGUUUGCGCGUUAGUUUAGCGGUUGAAACGGUCUGAAAUGGGUUUUAAUGAGUGACCGGGACCUGGACUGACAGAAUUCUUCCUUCACAAUGGUUCUCCUCCGACUAGUUUCGGUGUUCAUUUGUGUGUGGCUGUCGUCCGCGGUGAGCGUUUUAUCACGGUCGCAUCUCAACUGCCCUCGACAGGACGUGAGUUGUAGAGUCACCACAACUAACUGUAUGGACCCGUCAUGGCUGUAUGUGAAUGAGUACACUCCCAGCAGUCCCGAGGGGCUGCAUGUGACUGUGGACACCCGGGAGGACGAGACAGGCGUCCUGCAGCCGGUCCUGAUCGCUGACUGGAAGAUAAAGGAUGAGGGCAGUAUCGGUUACCUGAACGCCACCGAGCUCCAUGUUCUGGUAGUGUCCACCAACGAGAACCUGUGUGUCCGAUAUUCUUUCACGGAGAAACUGCCAAUGAGAAGUCCAUCAGGGGAGCAGUGGUCGUUCUCAGCUGACAUGGUGGUGUUGGAGCCGGGUCAGAUCUACCGGGUCUCUGUCUUCAACAUCCCCAAACCAGAGCUGGGCCACAGCAGCUAUGACGUCAGCACGGAAGUCAACGUUCCCGAUUGUCAAGAUCCCAAAAUGCGGAUGACCCAUUAUUGCAUAGCGAGAGGCAGUCUGUGGCGGCCCUCCAUCAGCCUGGCUCAGAUCGCUGGAGCCAGGGGCAGAUCAGCGCUGGCCGUCAGCUUCACUCCUGACCCACUGUGUGACCAGUACAUGGUCAUCGUUUGCUGCUCCAACACCCAACGUACAGUCCGGGCAUACAAGGCUAAUCAGACGACCCUGAACGUAACAUUCAGCCUGGAUGAAUGGCCGAGAUCUUGCUGUCAGUUUGACGCCGAGAUCAAACCUCUUUUCCCACCAUGUGGCCAGGACUGCACCCGUCGAAGGAAAACGCUGAAUAUAUGUCGCGUGAAUCCAACAGUUGCCCCCGAUGUCCCUGUGUACACAUUUGUCAUCCUGGGAGUGGCAUUCGUGUGUGUUGUGAUGGCAGUUAUUAUGUACGUCCUCUGCCGGAAGCCAGGUAAGCCUGGUGUUACUCCGCCACCUGUGGGCGGUGUGACAGCGUGGCAGCAGCAGCAGCUCAAACAGCGUCCCAAAGUGCUGGUCAUCUACUCCCAGGACCACCGCCUCUACAGGGACGUGGUGCUGAAGCUCUGCGCCUUCCUCCGGGCCAAGUGUGGCACCAAGGUGCUGGUGGACCUGUUAGACUCCACCUCGGUCGGCAUGAUGGGCCGCCUUCGCUGGCUUGAGUGGCAACGACAGCAGCUUCAAAAUCCGUCCGAUAAAAUCCUGGUGCUGUGCUCGCAGGGCGUCCAGGCAAAGUGGAGGGCCAUGUGCGGCCAAGGGCGGGUGACGCUGAGGGAAGACCUUCUCUCCCCGACGGACGACAUGCUCACUCCCUUCCUCAACCUCUUCCUACCUGACAUGCACCAGGCAGGCAUGCUGGGUAAGUACAUGGUGGCUUACUUCGAUGACAUCAGCAGGAAAGAGGACGUGCCGUCGGUCUUUGACAUCGCGGUCAAAUACAAGCUGAUGAAGCAUUUCGAGGAGCUGUACUUCCGCAUUCUGGACAUGGAGAAGUAUCAGCCGGGUCAGGUCAACCACAUCCGGGGCAUUGGUGGGGACGAAUACUUCCAGUGUCCCUCAGGCAGAGCCCUGAGGAACGCCAUUGAAACCUUCCAGGCCUACCAGCUGGAACAUCCCGAUUGGUUUGAGAAGGAGUGUGUGGCCGGUGACGAGGAGGUCUUGACUGAGGCUAACCUGCUCAUUGAGCAGCUGCACAUCCCUCCAGUCCUCCAGUGUCUUCCUCUCAUCAGAGAUGGGCCUCCCGUCUACAUCCGCGAGGUUGACAUCAGGGAAAACGGCGACAGCGUUCAUGUCCUUACACCUGAAGUGAACCCGGAGCGCGAGCGGUCCUCACUGGCAGAGCUCACGCCAGUAGUGAACCCUCAGGGUCUGUCCAGCCUGGAUGAAGUGUUGAGCGAUCACAUGCAUCCCCACAGCCCCAGGCCCCCGUCCGUCUACGUAGUGGAGCCUGUUUUGAAAAACGUGCUGCCACCAACACGGAGCUGGCUCUCCCCCGAGGAAGAACCCUUCGGUCAGAUCCCCACUGAGGAUGAGGAUGAGGAAGAGGACUCUCUGCUACCUUUGAGCCAACCCUCCGCUCAUUCGGACCAGAGGAGCUCGGCCCCACACAACUCCAUGAUGGACUCACAGCCUCCAGAAUCCUCAUGCGCCAGCAUGCAGAGGGAAUAUCUCCCUCCGUCCAAAGUGGCCCCCUCUCAGCCUGUGGAGAUGGAGGAGGACGAGGUUCUGGGGCCCAGUGGAAAGGGCCCAAGCAGUGGAUCGGAUCAGGGCUACAUCUCCAAAAUGUCCUCCCAGCAUGAACUCCCUUUCAAAGAGGAUCCGCUGGAGGCUCUGAGAAGACUGCAGGAGGAGCUGUUUCAGAACAAUCCCGAAUACUCUGACAUAUGAGACCACCCCACCCCCACCCCCACGUUCACUGACUUUAACCGACAUCAGCUGUGGGGUAAUGAUAAGCAUCUGAAUGUAGAGCUCCAAACACAGAGGUAUUUCUGUGGCCAGUAAAGUGUGGGGCGUAUAUGUAUGUGCAUAUAUAUCCAAUGUUUGUUGAUGGUAUUCUAAAUAUAACAACCAAUUUGUUAUUGAUGUCGUUUGAUCAAAACUCAUGAAGACAAAUCUACAUGAUCAUGCCAUCAUAGAACAAAGAAGUGACAAUGAACGUGUAGAUUCAAUCUCCAUAUCAGUUCUUUUCAACUCGGUGAAUUUAUGGUAUUCAGCCAGAACCUAUUUUCACAGAGAUAUUGUACUUGGAAGAAGAAAUGAUGGAAUCAUUUGCUCCAGCAUCUCUGGCCGUUGGAGGAACUGCAGCUGGGCUUGUGCUUCUGGCACUAGGCUCAUCACUACCAACUACCAACUAGGCUCAGGGGGCCCUUAAGCUCCAGGUUCACAUUUUGGCAAUAACUAAAACACAUUCUGAAAUGAUAGGAGACUCAAAGCUGCAGUUAUUAACUUUCGUGAAGAAUAACUUGUCAUAUUUGCUCAAACUGUCACCAUAUCCUGACAGUAGUACAUUAGACAGAAAAUCUGUGAAACUUGUUUUCUCUCUCAUUCUGGUGCUCCUGAUGGCAUCAGGAAAACAACCAAUCAGGGCCGAGUCUCGGAGAUGAGAAGGUCUGGGUCCGGCCGGUCGGCCGCCGGGCGCUGCUUGGUUUUGACUCGACUUGAAAAACAUGAGGAGAGAAAUAGGCCAUGCAGCACCAGAAUCCUGAUUCAUAUUUCAUCAGCACUGACACAAUCUGACUCAUGUCCUACUGUCAGGAUAUAGUGUCAGUUUGAGCAAAUAUGACAAAAAGUUAUUUUUAUAAAAGUUACCUGACUGAACCUUUAAGUUUUUUCUUACACAAUCCCGAGGCCCUUCUUGUAAAAUAAAAUUUAGCCGAGGUCUAGUUUUAAGGCUUUGUAAAUUUCAGUUUGUAUUGUGCCUACAUGGCAGGGUUCCCCCCAGAAAACAUGUUUAGCCCAGUGGCAAGUGUCCCAGCUGGGGCCGGUCCCAGACUGAUGGCAGCACUCAUGUAGAGCCCAGUAGUUUCUGUGACAACAGAAUCAUGGGAUGGAACCGCAAAAUUGAGAAUUUAAGGUUAGGGGGUUAGGGUUAGGAAAAACUAUGAGACAGAUUCCACAGGGCUCUACAUUAAUUAAGUCAGCCAAAAUAUGACUAUGUCUAAGUUUCCAACUGAGCCGCCCCACUGUGACUGCAGUUUUAAAACGUUGGGGAAACCCUGCAUGGCACACUUAACUUCAUCAAGUCAGCUACUACUCACUAAUGGGAGCAGCAGCUAAUGUUUCCCCCGGGGCCCGCUACUGGCUUCAUCUGGCCCUGGGGAGUUGUUGCUCCACAUGGACACAAAUGAAGA